AAAUGUAGGUGGGUAUAUUUGGGUCAUUCCACUAAUUAUGGAAUUAAUAAUUUGUGCCGGAGACAAAUUAACAACAAACAACAAAUUUAAAAAAAGGAGCAAGUCAAAUCGAGCGGCCAAUUUUAUAGAAGUCUUGAGAGCGGUCAUAAGAACUGCGAUUUGUGAAUAUUAGUAGUAGUAGUACGGCUCGGGCUGCUUAUUCUAACACUAUACACCCAUAAAGCGCUGCUGAUGCCAGAAAACCAGCGAUUCCUUUGCUUUUCAAAUGUAUACGCUAUUCAAUGGAUUUUACAAAUAUUUGGUGCAAAAAGACGAGUAUUUUGUUCUUAUACUUGGGCUUGACAAUGCCGGAAAAACUACUUAUCUUGAGGCUGCUAAAACAAAAUUCACGAAAAAUUACAAGCGUAUAAAUCCUACGAAAAUAACGACUACGGUGGGAUUGAAUAUUGGAAAAAUUGAUAUCGCUGGUGUGCGCUUGAAUUUUUGGGAUCUUGGUGGACAAGAGGAACUCCAAUCAUUGUGGGAUAAAUAUUAUGCAGAGUCUCACGCUGUCAUUUACAUUGUUGAUUCUUCGGAUCGUGCUAGAAUUCCAGAUUCCAAAGAAACUUUUGAUCGUGUGAUAUCUUCCGAACAUUUGAUGGGUGUGCCACUGUUGGUUCUAGCCAAUAAACAAGAUAUUACAGACUGCAUGGGAGUCAGAGACGUUAAACCUAUUUUCAAUCAAAAUGCCCAUUUAAUUGGGCGAAGAGAUUGUAUGGUUAUGCCUGUGUCUGCUUUGAAUGGUGACGGAGUUGAUGAAGGGAUCCACUGGCUGGUCGAUUGUGUCAAGAGAAACAGUGACGUUAGACCUCCACGAAAUCAAGAUGAUAAUUAUUUAUCGUAAAUAUAAAAACACGCGUCAACUUAGCUUGCAUGUUCAAUUAUUUUAUACGAAAAUAACUAUUGGGAUAUGGGUGGAUGUACGAAAAAAUAAGAAAGAAAAAUAAUUCUUCAUAUGUUUAUGACCUGGGUGCACAAACGUUUUUUCGAUUAAUGUAUCACUUUAUCAAAGAAGGAACCUGGAUAGGAAAGUCACAAUGAGCAGACAGGAGGGGGAAGAGUAGAUAUAUACACCGAUGGUGGAAUCUGGUACAUUAGAAGAUUGUGGUUUCAAUGGUAACUGAUAUUAAGUCACCCAGAUAAGAGAUAGCAAAUCGAGCACACCUUCGUACCUUGAGCAUUCACAUGAUCGACCAUAACGAGCUUUUUCUCUUUUGUCUUGGCUCAGUUACAUAACAAGAAAAUUUAUAUAUAUACAAGUAGUAAAUAUAUUUUGCAUUUUCAAUGAUUAAAUCAAAGUGGUAAAAUUUAUUUGAUAUACGUUCUGUGGAACUGAGCCUAAUACACGCGACACUUACGAAUUUCAUUCAUUUCCGGAUCAAAAUGUGGUAUUAUGAACCAGAGGACUGGAGUGUAUUGCCCCCUGAGCUUAAUAGAAGGUAAAUACUUCAUUACGUUAGUACGAAUGGAUAAUUGUGCGAAAAGUUGUACCUUUUAUAAUUAAUUCUCAAAAAAGCCGUUUAGAUUGGAACCGUUGAAUAUAUCAAUCCAAGUAUUUUGAAAUACAGCAAUAGAGAAGGCCGUUUUCCGAUAUUGAUUGUGAGUAUAUUGAGAGUACGUGUUUUGGUAUAGGGCUUGCAUAGUACUCACAGUCAAUAUCGGAACCCACCCAUAAAAACGGUAUUGAUGUAUUGAUAAUCUGUGUAGUAAUGCAAUGACAAAUUUUUCGUAUCAGCGAAGAAUUUAGCUUGUUCGUUCACGAUAAUAAAAAACAAUCUUGCAACGUCA
This is a messenger RNA of Venturia canescens, 1827 nucleotides long. RefSeq names its product ADP-ribosylation factor related protein 1 (gene Arfrp1). Gene Ontology annotation, biological process: protein localization to Golgi apparatus; intracellular protein transport; Golgi to plasma membrane protein transport. The record is from RefSeq and is a predicted model, not a curated record. Lineage: Eukaryota; Metazoa; Arthropoda; Insecta; Hymenoptera; Ichneumonidae. Bases 266 to 883 code for a protein of 205 amino acids. The transcript is spliced from 5 exons. Gene Ontology annotation, molecular function: GTPase activity; GTP binding. Gene Ontology annotation, cellular component: Golgi apparatus.